Messenger RNA from Grammomys surdaster, 2084 nucleotides. It is a transcript of the gene Bmp10, whose product is annotated as bone morphogenetic protein 10. The record is from RefSeq and is a predicted model, not a curated record. The transcript is spliced from 2 exons. The coding region runs from base 33 to 1298 and encodes 421 amino acids. Gene Ontology annotation, biological process: SMAD protein signal transduction; BMP signaling pathway. NCBI's taxonomy places the organism in Eukaryota, Metazoa, Chordata, Mammalia, Rodentia, Muridae. Gene Ontology annotation, cellular component: extracellular region. Gene Ontology annotation, molecular function: cytokine activity; growth factor activity.
UCCUAGGUUGGCCUGGGGAGCAGAGCAGAGUCAUGGGUUCUCUGGUUCUGCCGCUGAGUGCCGUCUUCUGCCUGGUGGCUCAGUCGGCUUCUGGCAGCCCCAUCAUGGGCCUUGAGCAGUCGCCCCUGGAAGAAGACAUGCCUUUCUUUGACGAUAUCUUCACAGAGCAAGAUGGUAUUGACUUUAACACCCUGCUGCAGAGCAUGAAGGAUGAGUUUCUCAAGACGUUGAACCUGUCGGACAUUCCUGUGCAUGACACAGGCAGAGUGGAUCCGCCAGAGUACAUGCUGGAGCUAUACAACAAAUUCGCCACAGACCGAACCUCCAUGCCAUCUGCAAACAUUAUCCGGAGCUUCAAGAACGAAGAUCUGUUUUCUCAACCAGUCAGUUUUAAUGGGCUCCGGAAAUAUCCUCUCCUCUUCAAUGUAUCCAUCCCUCACCACGAAGAGGUCGUCAUGGCUGAACUGAGGUUGUACACACUGGUACAGAGAGAUCGUAUGAUCUAUGAUGGUGUGGACCGUAAAGUUACCAUUUUUGAGGUCCUAGAGAGUGCAGAUGGUAGCGAGGAGGAGAGGAGCAGGCUGGUCUUAGUAUCAACAGAGAUCUACGGAACCAACAGUGAGUGGGAGACAUUUGACGUCACGGAUGCCACCAGACGUUGGCAAAAGUCAGGCCCAUCAACCCAUCAGUUGGAGAUCCACAUUGAAAGUAGACAAAACCAAGCUGAGGACCCAGGACGGGGACAACUGGAAAUAGAUAUGAGUGCCCAGAAUAAGCAUGACCCUUUGCUUGUUGUGUUUUCUGAUGACCAAAGCAAUGACAAGGAGCAGAAAGAAGAACUGAACGAAUUGAUUGCCCAUGAGCAGGAUCUGGACCUGGACUCUGAUGACUUCUUCAGCGGGCCCGAUGAAGAGGCUCUGCUGCAGAUGCGGUCGAACAUGAUCGAUGACUCUUCUACUCGGAUCAGGCGGAACGCCAAGGGGAACUACUGUAAGAAGACUCCACUGUACAUUGACUUCAAGGAGAUUGGCUGGGACUCCUGGAUCAUCGCUCCUCCUGGGUACGAGGCCUAUGAAUGCCGAGGUGUGUGUAACUACCCUCUGGCAGAGCACCUCACACCUACAAAACAUGCAAUUAUCCAGGCCUUGGUUCACCUCAAGAAUUCCCAGAAAGCUUCCAAAGCCUGCUGCGUGCCCACAAAGCUGGAUCCCAUCUCCAUCCUCUAUUUAGAUAAAGGUGUUGUCACCUACAAGUUUAAAUACGAAGGAAUGGCCGUGUCUGAAUGUGGCUGUAGAUAGAAGAGGAGAGGCGUCCUAUUGCUUAUUUAAUAACUACAGAUGUGUAUAUUUUGUGUUCUAUUUAAUAAGACUAUUUAAUGAAGGUGUACAGAUAAUAGAGGUUGCCACCUUAGGGAACUGGACAGGUCAGUGUGCUGUAGGAAAUGUGUAUUUUUCUCUAAAAUCCAGUCCCGUCCAGUUAUCUUCUUUGGACUCUUCUUUCUCAGUGAUACCAUCUCUUAACAACAAAACACAGGCCCGUACUACUUAUGCUUUCUGUCAGUUUGGAAAGAGCAAACCCUGAAGGCAGUAUCAUCAACACACAGAUACUUGUGCACAUUCAUGCAGGUGCACCUGAACUCAGGAAAAUCUUUUUGCUCAACAGAGGCAGACUAUAUUCAACAUGUGAGUGGCUUCCGCCUGAAUGUGUGUGUUAUAGGAUAUGGGAUUUAGGCCAAGAAAGUUCAUAUCAGGAGUUUAACCAUCUAGAGAAGUAUAUUUCCCAAAUGUUCUGGGAAUAUAAAUAUAGUUCUUUUCAAUUGUAUGUGCCAUGGCUCAGAGCAGCAGGCUUGAUGAGGUUCAAGAUGUGGAGAGGGUUGUCAGAAACACAAAACAAAUGACCUUGACAGACAAUGUUCCCAGAGAUACCCUUGCAAAGUAUGGGCCCCAGGGCCAUGUACUCCUGAGGACAGUGCCUGGUCAAGAAAGGUGGGGGGAAAGGCCUUUCAGGACUGGCACUCCCUUAGUCAACAAGAGGCAAGGCCACAUGUGCCACCCCUUAGUGUUACAAAGGGCCAUGGAGGUGGU